Messenger RNA from Pygocentrus nattereri (red-bellied piranha), 17966 nucleotides. Its product is annotated as mucin-19-like. Gene Ontology annotation, biological process: cell-matrix adhesion. Bases 230 to 17749 code for a protein of 5839 amino acids. The transcript has 33 exons. Gene Ontology annotation, cellular component: cell surface. The record is from RefSeq and is a predicted model, not a curated record. Lineage: Eukaryota; Metazoa; Chordata; Actinopteri; Characiformes; Serrasalmidae.
UAGUGUCAGCACUGUGAGUGUUAAUACCACAACUAAUAAUGUUAACAACACCAAUGCCAGUGCAACUACUGCAAGUCAGAACACCAGCAUUAGUACCCCUGCCAUUGUAAACACCACCAUCACCCUUGCUGCUGUCAGCAGUGCCAUUGUUAACACAGCCACUGGCAAUGGUAACACCACUAUCAGUGCCACCAAUGCAAGCCUCAGCACCACCAUCACUCCCACUGCUAUGUUCAACAGCACUGUUGUCUUUGCUAGUGGUAGCACGUCCUACGUUAACACCACAACUGGCAAUUUCAACAACACCACCAACAGUGCCAGCACUGCAAGCCAGAACAUCACUGUUAGUCCCAGUGCUAUGGUAAACACCACAAUGACCCUUGCUAGUGUCAGCACAGUGAGUGUUAAUACCACAAGUAAUAAUGAUAACAAAACCAAUGCCAGUGCAACUACUGCAAGUCAGAACAACAGCAUUAGUACCCCUGGCAUUGUAAACACCACUAUCACCCUUGCUGGUCUCAGCAGUGCCAUUGUUAACUCAGCCACUGGCAAUGGGAACACCACUAUCAGUGCCACCAAUGCAAGCCUCAGCACCACCAUCACUCCCACUACUAUGUUUAACAGCACUGUUGUCUUUGCUAGUGGCAGCACGUCCUACGUUAACAUCACAACUGGCAAUUUCAACACCACCACCAACAGUGCCAGCACUGCAAGCCAGAACAUCACUGUUAGUCCCAUUGCUAUGGUAAACACCACAAUGACCCUUGCUAGUGUCAGCACAGUGAGUGUUAAUACCACAAGUAAUAAUGAUAACAAAACCAAUGCCAGUGCAACUACUGCAAGUCAGAACACCAACAUUAGCACCCCUGCAAUUGUAAACACCACCAUCACCCUUGCUGGUGUCAGCAGUGCCAUUGUUAACUCAGCCACUGGCAAUGGUAACACCACUAUCAGUGCCACCAAUGCAAGCCUCAGCACCACCAUCACUCCCACUGCUAUGUUCAACAGCACUGUUGUCCUUGCUAGUGGUAGCACGUCCUACGUUAACACCACAACUGGCAAUUUCAACACCACCACCAUCAGUGCCAGCACUGCAAGCCAGAACAUCACUGUUAGCCCCAGUGUUAUGGUAAACACCACAAUGACCCUUGCUAGUGUCAGCACUGUGAGUGUUAAUACCACAACUAAUAAUGUUAACAACACCAAUGCCAGUACAACUACUGCAAGUCAGAACACCAACAUUAGUACCCCUGCCAUUGUAAACAGCACUAUCACCCUUGCUUGUCUCAGCAGUGCCAUUGUUAACUCAGCCACUGGCAAUGGGAACACCACUAUCAGUGCCACCAAUGCAAGCCUCAGCACCACCAUCACUCCCACUACUAUGUUUAACAGCACUGUUGUCUUUGCUAGUGGCAGCACGUCCUACGUUAACACUACAACUGGCAAUUUCAACACCACCACCAACAGUGCCAGCACUGCAAGCCAGAACAUCACUGUCAGUCCCAGUGCUAUGGUAAACACCACAAUGACCCUUGCUAGUGUCAGCACUGUGAGUGUUAAUACCACAACUAAUAAUGAUAACAACACCAAUGCCAGUGCAAAUACUGCAAGACAGAACAACAGCAUUAGUACCCCUGCCAUCGUAAACACCACCAUCACCCUUGCUGGUGUCAGCAGUGCCAUUGUUAACUCAGCCACUGGCAAUGGGAACACCACUAUCAGUUCCACCAAUGCAAGCCUCAGCACCACCAUCACUCCCACUGCUAUGUUCAACAGCACUGUUGUCCUUGCUAGUGGCAGCACGUCCUACGUUAACACCACAGCUGGCAAUUUCAACACCACCAACAUCAGUGCCAGCACUGCAAGCCAGAACAUCACUGUUAGUCCCAGUGCUAUGGUAAACACCACAAUGAACCUUGCUAGUGUCAGCACUGUGAGUGUUAAUACCACAACUAAUAAUGUUAACAACACCAAUGCCAGUGCAACUACUGCAAGUCAGAACACCAGCAUUAGUACCCCUGCCAUUGUAAACACCACCAUCACCCUUGCUGGUGUCAGCAGUGCCAUUGUUAACUCAGCCACUGGCAAUGGGAACACCACUAUCAGUGCCACCAAUGCAAGCCUCAGCACCACCAUCACUCCCACUAAUAUUUUUAACAGCACUGUUGUCUUUGCUAGUGGCAGCACGUCCUACGUUAAGUCUACAACUGGCAAUUUCAACACCACCACCAACAGUGCCAGCACUGCAAGCCAGAACAUCACUGUUAGUCCCAGUGCUAUGGUAAACACCACAAUGACCCUUGCUAGUGUCAGCACUGUGAGUGUUAAUACCACAACUAAUAAUGAUAACAACACCAAUGCCAGUGCAAAUACUGCAAGACAGAACAACAGCAUUACUACCCCUGCCAUCGCAAACACCACCAUCACCCUUGCUGGUGUCAGCAGUGCCAUUGUUAACUCAGCCACUGGCAAUGGGAACACCACUAUCAGUGCCACCAAUGCAAGCCUCAGCACCACCAUCACUCCCACUGCUAUGUUCAACAGCACUGUUGUCUUUGCUAGUGGCAGCACGUCCUACGUUAACACCACAGCUGGCAAUUUCAACACCACCAACAUCAGUGCCAGCACUGCAAGCCAGAACAUCACUGUUAGUCCCAGUGCUAUGGUAAACACCACAAUGAACCUUGCUAGUGUCAGCACUGUGAGUGUUAAUACCACAACUAAUAAUGUUAACAACACCAAUGCCAGUGCAACUACUGCAAGUCAGAACACCAACACUAGUACCCCUGCCAUUUUAAACACCACCAUCACCCUUGCUGGUGUCAGCAGUGCCAUUGUUAACUCAGCCACUGGCAAUGGGAACACCACUAUCAGUGCCACCAAUGCAAGCAUCAGCACCACCAUCACUCCCACUGCUAUGUUUAACAGCACUGUUGUCUUUGCUAGUGGCAGCACUUCCUACGUUAACACCACAACUGGCAAUUUCAACACCACCACCAGCAGUGCCAGCACUGCAAGCCAGAACAUCACUGUUAGUCCCAGUGCUAUGGUAAACACCACAAUGCCCCUUGCUAGUGUCAGCACUGUGAGUGUUAAUACCACAACUAAUAAUGUUAACAACACCAAUGCCAGUGCAAAUACUGCAAGACAGAACAACAGCAUUAGUACCCCUGCCAUCGUAAACACCACCAUCACCCUUGCUGGUGUCAGCAGUGCCAUUGUUAACUCAGCCACUGGCAAUGGUAACACCACUAUCAGUUCCACCAAUGCAAGCCUCAGCACCACCAUCCCUCCCACUGCUAUGUUCAACAGCACUGUUGUCCUUGCUAGUGGCAGCACGUCCUACGUUAACACCACAGCUGGCAAUUUCAACACCACCAACAUCAGUGCCAGCACUGCAAGCCAGAACAUCACUGUUAGUCCCAGUGCUAUGGUAAACACCACAAUGAACCUUGCUAGUGUCAGCACUGUGAGUGUUAAUACCACAACUAAUAAUGUUAACAACACCAAUGCCAGUGCAACUACUGCAAGUCAGAACACCAGCAUUAGUACCCCUGCCAUUGUAAACACCACCAUCACCCUUGCUGGUGUCAGCAGUGCCAUUGUUAACUCAGCCACUGGCAAUGGGAACACCACUAUCAGUGCCACCAAUGCAAGCCUCAGCACCACCAUCACUCCCACUAAUAUUUUUAACAGCACUGUUGUCUUUGCUAGUGGCAGCACGUCCUACGUUAAGUCUACAACUGGCAAUUUCAACACCACCACCAACAGUGCCAGCACUGCAAGCCAGAACAUCACUGUUAGUCCCAGUGCUAUGGUAAACACCACAAUGACCCUUGCUAGUGUCAGCACUGUGAGUGUUAAUACCACAACUAAUAAUGAUAACAACACCAAUGCCAGUGCAAAUACUGCAAGACAGAACAACAGCAUUAGUACCCCUGCCAUCGUAAACACCACCAUCACCCUUGCUGGUGUCAGCAGUGCCAUUGUUAACUCAGCCACUGGCAAUGGGAACACCACUAUCAGUGCCACCAAUGCAAGCCUCAGCACCACCAUCACUCCCACUGCUAUGUUCAACAGCACUGUUGUCUUUGCUAGUGGCAGCACGUCCUACAUUAACACCACAGCUGGCAAUUUCAACACCACCAACAUCAGUGCCAGCACUGCAAGCCAGAACAUCACUGUUAGUCCCAGUGCUAUGGUAAACACCACAAUGAACCUUGCUAGUGUCAGCACUGUGAGUGUUAAUACCACAACUAAUAAUGUUAACAACACCAAUGCCAGUGCAACUACUGCAAGACAGAACAACAGCAUUAGUACCCCUGCCAUCGUAAACACCACCAUCACCUUUGCUGGUGUCAGCAGUGCCAUUGUUAACUCAGCCACUGGCAAUGGGAACACCACUAUCAGUGCCACCAAUGCAAGCCUCAGCACCACCAUCAAUCCCACUGCUAUGUUCAACAGCACUGUUGUCGUUGCUAGUCGCAGCACGUCCUACGUUAACACCACAACUGGCACUUUCAACACCACCACCAACAGUGCCACCAUUGCAAGCCAGAACAUCACUGUUAGUCCCAUUGCUAUGGUAAACACCACAAUGAACCUUGCUAGUGUCAGCACUGUGAGUGUUAAUACCACAACUAAUAAUGUUAACAACACCAAUGCCAGUGCAACUACUGCAAGUCAGAACACCAGCAUUAGUACACCUGCCAUUGUAAACACCACCAUCACCCUUGCUGGUGUCAGCAGUGCCAUUGUUAACUCAGCCACUGGCAAUGGGAACACCACUAUCAGUGCCACCAAUGCAAGCCUCCGCACCACCAUCACUCCCACUGCUAUGUUCAACAGCACUGUUGUCUUUGCUAGUGGUAGCACGUCCUACGUUAACACCACAACUGGCAAUUUCAACAACACCACCAUCAGUGCCAGCACUGCAAGCCAGAACAUCACUGUUAGUCCCAGUGUUAUGGUAAACACCACAAUGACCCUUGCUAGUGUCAGCACUGUGAGUGUUAAUACCACAACUAAAAAUGUUAACAACACCAAUGCCAGUGCAACUACUGCAAGUCAGAACACCAACAUUAGUACCCCUGCCAUUGUAAACACCACCAUCACCCUUGCUGGUGUCAGCAGUGCCAUUGUUAACUCAGCCACUGGCAAUGGGAACACCACUAUCAGUGCCACCAAUGCAAGCCUCAGCACCACCAUCACUCACAGUGCUAUGUUUAACAGCACUGUUGUCUUUGCUAGUGGCAGCAUGUCCUACGUCAACACCACAACUGGCAAUUUCAACACCACCACCAUCAGUGCCAGCACUGCAAGCCAGAACAUCACUGUCAGUCCCAGUGCUAUGGUAAACACCACAAUGACCCUUGCUAGUGUCAGCACUGUGAGUGUUAAUACCACAAAUAAUAAUGUUAACAACACCAAUGCCAGUGCAACUACUGCAAGUCAGAACACCAGCAUUAGUACCCCUGCCAUUGUAAACACCACCAUCACCCUUGCUGGUGUCAGCAGUGCCAUUGUUAACUCAGCCACUGGCAAUGGGAACACCACUAUCAGUGCCACCAAUGCAAGCCUCAGCACCACCAUCACUCCCACUGCUAUGUUCAACAGCACUGUUUUCUUUGCUAGUGGCAGCACGUCCUACGUUAACACCACAACUGGCAAUUUCAACACCACCACCAUCAGUGCCAGCACUGCAAGCCAGAACAUCACUGUUAGUCCCAGUGCUAUGGUAAACACCACAAUGCCCCUUGCUAGUGUCAGCACUGUGAGUGUUAAUACCACAACUAAUAAUGUUAACAACACCAAUGCCAGUGCAACUACUGCAAGUCAGAACACCAACACUAGUACCCCUGCCAUUGUAAACACCACCAUCACCCUUGCUGGUGUCAGCAGUGCCAUUGUUAACUCAGCCACUGGCAAUGGUAACACCACUAUCAGUGCCACCAAUGCAAGCCUCAGCACCACCAUCACUCCCACUGCUAUGUUCAACAGCACUGUUGUCUUUGCUAGUGGUAGCACGUCCUACGUUAACACCACAACUGGGAAUUUCAACACCACCACCAUCAGUGCCAGCACUGCAAGCCAGAACAUCACUGUCAGUCCCAGUGCUAUGGUAAACACCACAAUGACCAUUGCUAAUGUCAGCACUGUGAGUGUUAAUACCACAACUAAUAAUGUUAAAAACACCAAUGCCAGUGCAACUACUGCAAGUCAGAACAACAGCAUUAGUACCCCUGCCAUUGUAAACACCACCAUCACCCUUGCUGGUGUCAGCAGUGCCAUUGUUAACUCAGCCACUGGCAAUGGGAACACCACUAUCAGUGCCACCAAUGCAAGCCUCAGCACCACCAUCACUCCCAGUGCUAUGUUUAACAGCACUGUUGUCUUUGCUAGUGGCAGCAUGUCCUACGUCAACACCACAACUGGCAAUUUCAACACCACCACCAUCAGUGCCAGCACUGCAAGCCAGAACAUCACUGUCAGUCCCAGUGCUAUGGUAAACACCACAAUGACCCUUGCUAGUGUCAGCACUGUGAGUGUUAAUACCACAACUAAUAAUGUUAACAACACCAAUGCCAGUGCAACUACUGCAAGUCAGAACACCAACAUUAGUACCCCUGCCAUUGUAAACACCACCAUCACCCUUGCUGGUGUCAGCAGUGCCAUUGUUAACUCAGCCACUGGCAAUGGUAACACCACUAUCAGUGCCACCAAUGCAAGCCUCAGCACCACCAUCACUCCCAGUGCUAUGUUUAACAGCACUGUUGUCCUUGCUAGUGGCAGCACGUCCUACGUUAACACCACAACUGGCACUUUCAACACCACCACCAUCAGUGCCAGCACUGCAAGCCAGAACAUCACUGUUAGUCCCAGUGCUAUGGUAAACACCACAAUGACCCUUGCUAGUGUCAGCACUGUGAGUGUUAAUACCACAACUAAUAAUGAUAACAAAACCAAUGCCAGUGCAACUACUGCAAGUCAGAACACCAACAUUAGUACCCCUGCCAUUGUAAACACCACCAUCACCCUUGCUGGUGUCAGCAGUGCCAUUGUUAACUCAGCCACUGGCAAUGGGAACACCACUAUCAGUGCCACCAAUGCAAGCCUCAGGACCACCAUCACUCCCACUGCUAUGUUCAACAGCACUGUUGUCUUUGCUAGUGGCAGCACGUCCUACGUUAACACCACAACUGGCAAUUUCAACACCACCACCAUCAGUGCCAGCACUGCAAGCCAGAACAUCACUGUUAGUCCCAGUGCUAUGGUAAACACCACAAUGACCCUUGCUAGUGUCAGCACUGUGAGUGUUAAUACCACAACUAAUAAUGUUAACAACACCAAUGCCAGUGCAACUACUGCAAGUCAGAACACCAACACUAGUACCCCUGCCAUUGUAAACACCACCAUCACCCUUGCUGGUGUCAGCAGUGCCAUUGUUAACUCAGCCACUGGCAAUGGGAACACCACUAUCAGUGCCACCAAUGCAAGCCUCAGCACCACCAUCACUCCCACUGCUAUGUUCAACAGCACUGUUGUCUUUGCUAGUGGUAGCACGUCCUACGUUAACACCACAACUGGGAAUUUCAACACCACCACCAUCAGUGCCAGCACUGCAAGCCAGAACAUCACUGUCAGUCCCAGUGCUAUGGUAAACACCACAAUGACCAUUGCUAAUGUCAGCACUGUGAGUGUUAAUACCACAACUAAUAAUGUUAAAAACACCAAUGCCAGUGCAACUACUGCAAGUCAGAACAACAGCAUUAGUACCCCUGCCAUUGUAAACACCACCAUCACCCUUGCUGGUGUCAGCAGUGCCAUUGUUAACUCAGCCACUGGCAAUGGGAACACCACUAUCAGUGCCACCAAUGCAAGCCUCAGCACCACCAUCACUCCCACUGCUAUGUUCAACAGCACUGUUUUCUUUGCUAGUGGCAGCACGUCCUACGUUAACACCACAACUGGCAAUUUCAACACCACCACCAUCAGUGCCAGCACUGCAAGCCAGAACAUCACUGUUAGUCCCAGUGCUAUGGUAAACACCACAAUGAACCUUGCUAGUGUCAGCACUGUGAGUGUUAAUACCACAACUAAUAAUGUUAACAACACCAAUGCCAGUGCAACUACUGCAAGUCAGAACACCAGCAUUAGUACCCCUGCCAUUGUAAACACCACCAUCACCCUUGCUGCUGUCAGCAGUGCCAUUGUUAACACAGCCACUGGCAAUGGUAACACCACUAUCAGUGCCACCAAUGCAAGCCUCAGCACCACCAUCACUCCCACUGCUAUGUUCAACAGCACUGUUGUCUUUGCUAGUGGUAGCACGUCCUACGUUAACACCACAACUGGCAAUUUCAACAACACCACCAUCAGUGCCAGCACUGCAAGCCAGAACAUCACUGUUAGUCCCAGUGUUAUGGUAAACACCACAAUGACCCUUGCUAGUGUCAGCACUGUGAGUGUUAAUACCACAACUAAUAAUGUUAACAACACCAAUGCCAGUGCAACUACUGCAAGUCAGAAGACCAACAUUAGUACCCCUGCCAUUGUAAACACCACCAUCACCCUUGCUGGUGUCAGCAGUGCCAUUGUUAACUCAGCCACUGGCAAUGGGAACACCACUAUCAGUGCCACCAAUGCAAGCCUCAGCACCACCAUCACUCCCACUGCUAUGUUCAACAGCACUGUUGUCCUUGCUAGUGGCAGCACGUCCUACGUUAACACCACAACUGGCACUUUCAACACCACCACCAUCAGUGCCAGCACUGCAAGCCAGAACAUCACUGUUAGUCCCAGUGCUAUGGUAAACACCACAAUGACCCUUGCUAGUGUCAGCACUGUGAGUGUUAAUACCACAACUAAUAAUGAUAACAAAACCAAUGCCAGUGCAACUACUGCAAGUCAGAACACCAACAUUAGUACCCCUGCCAUUCUAAACACCACCAUCACCCUUGCUGGUGUCAGUAGUGCCAUUGUUAACUCAGCCACUGGCAAUGGGAACACCACUAUCAGUGCCACCAAUGCAAGCCUCAGCACCACCAUCCCUCCCACUGCUAUGUUCAACAGCACUGUUGUCCUUGCUAGUGGUAGCACGUCCUACGUUAACACCACAACUGGCAAUUUCAACACCACCACCAUCAGUGCCAGCACUGCAAGCCAGAACAUCACUGUUAGUCCCAGUGUUAUGGUAAACACCACAAUGACCCUUGCUAGUGUCAGCACUGUGAGUGUUAAUACCACAACUAAUAAUGAUAACAACACCAAUGCCCGUGCAACUACUGCAAGUCAGAACAACAGCAUUAGUACCCCUGCCAUUGUAAACACCACCAUCACCCUUGCUGGUGUCAGCAGUGCCAUUGUUAACUCAGCCACUGGCAAUGGGAACACCACUAUCAGUGCCACCAAUGCAAGCCUCAGCACCACCAUCACUCCCAGUGCUAUGUUCAACAGCACUGUUGUCUUUGCUAGUGGCAGCACGUCCUACGUUAACACCACAACUGGCAAUUUCAACACCACCACCAUCAGUGCCAGCACUGCAAGCCAGAACAUCACUGUUAGUCCCAGUGUUAUGGUAAACACCACAAUGACCCUUGCUAAUGUCAGCACUGUGAGUGUUAAUACCACAACUAAUAAUGUUAACAACACUAAUGCCAGUGCAACUACUGCAAGUCAGAACACCAGCAUUAGUACCGCUGCCAUUGUAAACACCACCAUCACCCUUGCUGGUGUCAGCAGUGUCAUUGAUAACUCAGCCACUGGCAAUGGUAACACCACUAUCAGUGCCACCAAUGCAAGUCUCAGCACCACCAUCACUCCCACUGCUAUGUUCAACAGCACUGUUGUCUUUGCUAGUGGCAGCACGUCCUACGUUAACACCACAACUGGCAAUUUCAACACCACCACCAUCAGUGCCAGCACUGCAAGCCAGAACAUCACUGUUAGUCCCAGUGCUAUGGUAAACACCACUAUGACCAUUGCUAGUGUCAGCACUGGGAGUGUUAAUACCACAACUAAUAAUGUUAACAACAUUAAUGCCAGUGCAACUACUGCAAGUCAGAACACCAACAUUAGUACCCCUGCCAUUGUAAACACCACCAUCACCCUUGCUGAUGUCAGCAGUGCCAUUGUUAACUCAGCCACUGGCAAUGGGAACACCACUAUCAGUGCAACCAAUGCAAGCCUCAGCACCACCAUCACUCCCACUGCUAUGUUCAACAGCACUGUUGUCUUUGCUAGUGGCAGCACGUCCUACGUUAACACCACAACUGGCAAUUUCAACAACACCACCAUCAGUGCCAGCACUGCAAGCCAGAACAUCACUGAUAGUCCCAGUGUUAUGGUAAACACCACAAUGCCCCUUGCUAGUGUCAGCACAGUGAGUGUUAAUGCCACAACUAAUAAUGUUAACAACACUAAUGCCAGUGCAACUACUGCAAGUCAGAACACCAGCAUUAGUACCCCUGCCAUCGUAAACACCACCAUCACCCUUGCUGGUGUCAGCAGUGCCAUUGUUAACUCAGCCACUGGCAAUGGGAACACUACUAUCAGUGACACCAAUGCAAGCCUCAGCACCACCAUCACUCCCACUGCUAUGUUCAACAGCACUGUUGUCUUUGCUAGUGGCAGCACGUCCUACGUUAAUACCACAACUGGCAAUUACAACACCACCACCAUCAGUGCCAGCACUGCAAGCCAGAACAUCACUGUUAGUCCCAGUGUUAUGGUAAACACCACAAUGACCAUUGCUAGUGUCAGCACUGUGAGUGUUAAUACCACAACUAAUAAUGUUAACAACAUUAAUGCCAGUGCAACUACUGCAAGUCAGAACACCAACAUUAGUACCCCUGCCAUCGUAAACACCACCAUCACCCUUGCUGGUGUCAGCAGUGCCAUUGUUAACUCAGCCACUGGCAAUGGGAACACCACUAUCAGUGCCACCAAUGCAAGCCUCAGCACCACCAUCACUCCCACUGCUAUGUUCAACAGCACUGUUGUCUUUGCUAGUGGCAGCACGUCCUACGUUAACACCACAACUGGCAAUUUCAACAAGACCACCAUCAGUGCCAGCACUGCAAGCCAGAACAUCACUGUUAGUCCCAGUGCUAUGGUAAACACCACAAUGACCCUUGCUAGUGUCAGCACUGUGAGUGUUAAUACCACAACUAAUAAUGUUAACAACACCAAUGCCAGUGCAACUACUGCAAGUCAGAACACCAACAUUAGUACCCCUGCCAUUGUAAACACCACCAUCACCCUAGCUGGUGUCAGCAGUGCCAUUGUUAACACCUCCAUCACUGUUGCACUUGUGAGCACUGGCACCAAGAACACCACAAAUGGCAAUGUGAAAAACACCACCAUCAUUGCCACCACUGCAAAUCUCAACACCACUGUCACUCCCACCACCAAGGUCAACACCACUGUCAACCUUGGAAGUGGCAGCAAUGCGAAUUUAAUCUACACAGCUGGUAAUGUCAGUACCACCACAAUUAGUGCUACCAGUGCAAGCCUCACCCUUGUUGGUGUCAGCAUUGCCAAUGUUAACUCCGCCACUGGAAAUGGUAACACCACCAUCACUGCCAUCAAUGCAAGCCUCAACUCCAGUGUGAGUCCCAAUGUCAGUUUCAACACCACAUUCAAUAUUGCUAGUGGCAGCACUCCCACUCUUAUUACUGGAACUGGCAAUGUCGACACCACCACCACUAUUUCUCCAAGUACAAGCAAGAACACCACUGUCAGUCCCACUGCAAGUGUAAACAGCUCCAUCACUGCUGCACUUGUGAGCACUGGCACCAUGAACACCACAUCUGGCACUGCGAACAACACCACCAUCAUUGCCACCACUGCAAAUCUCAACACCACUGUCUCCCUUGGUAGUGGCAGCAAUGCCAAUGUUAUCUACACACCUGGUAAUGUCAGUAACACCACCAUCAGUGCCACCACUGCAAGCCUCAACUCCAGUGUCAAUUCCAAUGUCAAUUUCAACACCACUGUCACUACUGCUGGUGCCAACACUCCCACUCUUAUUACUACAACUGGCAAUGUUGACAACACCACCAUUAUUUCCACUACUACUAGCCAGAUCACCACUGUCAGUCCCACUGCAAUUGUAAACACCACUAUCUCCCUUGGUAGUGGCAGCACUGCCACUAUAAACUCCACAUUUGGCAAUGUUGAGAACCCCACCUUCAGUACCACCACUGCAUACCUGAACGCCAAUGUCACUACCACUGCAAGUGCAAAUACCACCGUCACCAUUGCUUCUGGGAGGACUGCCACUGUUAAUAUCACAACUGGCCAUGUGGACAACACUAACACCAGUGUCACCACUGCAAGCCUCAGCACCACCAUCACUCCUACUGCUAUAUUCAACAGCACUGUUGACUUUGCUAGUGGCAGUACGUCCUACGUUAACACCACAACUGGCAAUUUCAACACCACCACCAUCAGUGCCAGCACUGCAAGCCAGAGCAUCACUGUUAGUCCCAGUGCUAUGGUAAACACCACAAUGACCCUUGCUAGUGUCAGCACUGUGAGUGUUAAUACCACAACUAAUAAUGUUAACAACACCAAUGCCAGUGCAACUACUGCAAGUCAGAACACCAACAUUAGUACCCCUGCCAUUGUAAACACCACCAUCACCCUUGCUGGUGUCAGCAGUGCCAUUGUUAACUCAGCCACUCACAAUGUUAACACCACUAUCAGUGCCACCAAUGCAAGCCUCAACUCCAGUGUGAGUCCCACAGUCAGUUUCAACACCACCACUAUCACCAUUGCUAGUCUUAGCACUGCCACUGUCAACACCAUAGCUGGCAAUGCCAACAAUACCAGUGUCACUGCCACUGCUGCAAGCUACAACACUACAGUCAGUCCUAUUCUGAGUUCCAGCAGCACCAGCACCAUUGCCAGUGGCAUCACUACAUAUGAUAAUAACACACAAGUCAGCAACAACACUUCUGCUUCUAUGACUACCAUUUUCAAAACCACUGUUAAUACCACCACCACCCCUCCUGUUUUCACAGACAGCCAUAAGGCUACAAAAGCCUUUGCUGCCAGCACUACUGUAACUACCAGCACUAGUGACAAGAUCAGUCUCAACAGCACAAUUCCUAGUAAAAAUACUCCUAUUCCCACUGAUGAACCUACCAGUGCCAUUACCACAACUGGAAUUACCAUUAGUUCUAACAAUGCAACACCAUCCAAGGUCACUAUGAGCCCUAGUGUCAGCUCCAGUGCAAGUACCAUUAUCACCACUGGUGAAAUCACCUCCUCUGCCACCAUCACCAUUGUCACUAUACCUACUUCCACUACCAUGGCACCACAGAUCAUUUGCCAAGGUGUAAAUAGUUAUACACUAGAGAAUCAGCUGUUGUCUGGAGAUGUUUCUGCUGUGCUCUGCAACUUCAACAUCUCUGAAUAUGCCUGUUCAUCCUCCUCUAAGGUUGCUGCUCUGUCCUCUGAUGAUCUCUUCAAACUACUGACUUGCAAACUGCCAAGCAACGUGGUCUACUCUAAAGACAUUUGGGUGCUUUUCCUCCAAAAGUUUGCAGCACCUCUCCCGGCAGCUCUGGAUAAGUACUCCAGCGUGACCCCCAGCAUCACUCUGCCUGACCCAUCUUUUCUUAAUGCCAUCGGAGACGUGAUAGUCAGCAGCUUCAGUACUGCACAGCUAAGGGAUGCCGUUUUCAUCACCCAGUGGUUCCAGAUUCAGCUCAGACCAUUUUUAUCAUCAGUGCCUGCAAACUUCCUUUCCAUUCUCAGUUCCAGGACCUUCAGCUGUGAGACCUACCAAGUUGUGGUACAAGCAUUUAGCUCACAAGAACCGGCCAUGCAAGAUAAGCAAAAAUUGUCCGUCAUCAGUAAUUUCAUCAAGCCCUUCCUCAAAGGUCAGUCCUGUGUGCUGCCCGGGAGCAACGACUCAGACUGGCUGGUGAAGAAUUUUGGCCAAUUCAGGAGUUCUGCUUCAUUUUCUGACUUCAUCAGCCUGAAGAGUGACUUCAAUGGAGUAAAUGCAGCAGAGGUUCUAACUUCAUCCCAGUUGGCAGAACUUUGCUCCGACCCCACUCGACUUACUGUUCCCCAGGAUGUAAACACUGUGAUGGCAGCUGUCAGCCCGAACCAAUUCACCUCCUUCUUUGACAACCUCACUUCCAGCAUCCAGCGGAAUGGGUCACUGUACUCCCCUGCGGUGAAGGAAGCUUUCCUCCAGGCGGCUCUGCUGAGACUGUCCUCUGCAGCAGUGCCUGAUUCAGAAGUGCAGCAGUGGGUGACCGUUCGGCUCAGGCCGCUCCUCUCCAGCCUCUCCUCUGCAGAUGUAACACCAUACUUCAGCAUCAUCGGAGGCAGGAGCUGCAACACCAGACAGACAGCAGUGAGCAGUUUGGACUCUGUGAGAUCGUCUUUCAACAGCGACACACAGACCCAAAUCUACAGCAACAUCCAGCAGCUCCUCACUGGGCUGAAUGGUUUGGACUGCUACAGUGGCGGGAGCUUCUAUGCCUUCCUCAAGAACUCCUUCCUCAGUUUUGGGUUUCCUGACCUGAGUACCUUUUUGUCCCUCAUCCCAGCCAGCCGACAGCAAGAGCUGUUGGGCUCCAUCUCUCCAGCAGAACUGAGCGUGUUUCUGAAUGGGCUGAACACAGUCAGGAACGGGUCAGACCUCUGCACGCUCCUCAACAACUACAACAGUACCAACCAGUACCUGCAGACGCAGCCAGUUGUAUCUGCAGCUGUGGGCAGACAGACGUUGGGGUGCGUUUGGUCUCGUGCUCUCAGCGCGUCUCAGGAUGAGGUGGAUCAGUGGUUUAAUGUCAGACUGGCUCAGUACCUGCCCCUCCUCAGCUCUCAGCUCAUCAGCCCCACCCAGCUCAGUGGCGCCUCCUGCCUGUCAUACAGGAAACUGGUUUCAGUCCUGGGGAACAGCUAUAAUUACUCAGCCACGGAUUUCACUCCAGCUGUUGUGUACAGCUCUAUGAAGGCUUAUCUGAACAGCAGCGAUGGCUCUCCACGCUGCUAUAACUCCUCCAAUCCUCUCCUGAACUCUACUGCCUGGUUUGCCAAUAACAUUGGAUUCUUCAUCACCUUCAUCUCCCUCACUGAUCUCCAGUCCUUUGUAUCAGGCAGCCAGAUCGGUGUGUUCCUGGAAAACUCACAGAAUAUUCAGCUGUUUAACAACUCAGGGAUUUCAUCCAAUGUCACCACAUACUACGGCACGCAGCUAUAUAUGAAGAAUCCAAAAUACAACCCCCUCAGUUUGCCAGGUGUCCUCCUGUGUGGAGCUCCUGGCUCUGUAUUUGUGUCUCUGACAACUGCAGACAGCCUGACCAUCCUGCAGAGCCUCAAUAAAUCCUGUCAACAAAUUAGUCAAGCGGCUACUGCGGCUCUUGUGGCAAACUUCCCCACUUUGUCCUCGGAUACCAUCAAGUCACUUGGCAACCAGAGCAUUGGUCUGACUGAAGGCCAGAUCAGUGAUGCUAAACCCGAUGUCAUUAACAAUAAUCUGCCAUCACUGAGCGUCAUCACAGGCUGGAACCAGGGUCAGGUCAACAACAUCAUCCAGAGCAUCACUAAUGCUGGCUUCAGUAUCAACAGUGGCUCCGCCCUGGUGACUCUGGGUACACUCAUUGGAGGUGUUCCCUCAGCAACCAUCUUUGAAAUUCCAGCCACUGAACUUUUCACCGUUUCCCAGAAUCCAACAUUCAUCACCAACAUUCAGACAGCCCCAGUGAUCCUUCAAGAAACAUACGUACUGAAGAUUGUCUCUAUAGAUCAGACUAAAGUGGUGGAGAAUGUCCCAGAUGCUUUGGCAGGGUUUAUCCCACCAGUGCUGCUGUCGUCUCCCACCUCUGUUAAUAUUACACUCAUUAACAAGAAGAGCUGGAGACCAGAACAGGCGGUGGUGUUGUUCAGCUCAGUGGCCAGCGCCAGUGACAACACAGAAGAGCUGUCUGAAUCAAUACUGCAGGGAUUCACCUGCAGUGCAGUUCAGAAUCUACCACGCUCAAAAGUCACACAGCUGGUGAGAGCCUGCAGAGCACGUGCUGGCAGGAACAAGGUCGUCCUGAAAGAGCCUCAGCUGACCUGCAUGUACAACUACGUGAAAGAUGAUUCAAAUCUGACCUUCACUGACCUUCCUGCUGACAUGCUUCUGUACUACAACCUUCAGACACUGACGAAGGUGAACUGCGGGUCGUAUUUCAAAGCUCUGGGUGGAGCGGAUUUCUCGGUUCUCUCCAGCGUCCUCAAUAGACAGUCUGCCUUGUUCACGAAAGCAAAGGACUGCCUGGGUAUAUCUGGUGUGAGUCUGAACAGGACUCAGGUGGAGGUUCUGGGUAAUAUGGCCUGCACACUGGACCCCACCUACAUCCAGAACUCUGACCCACUCAUCCUGGAGAAACUGAAGAACUGUGGAGAUCUUUCUGACUCUCAAGUCACCGCAAUACAGACGCUGCUCUUCUCUGGCAACACUUCUUAUGGUAAUCCCUCAACAUGGACACAGCAGACUCUGGACCAGCUGGGCAUCUUGCCCCUCUACCUCGACCAAAGCUUCUGGGGCAAAUUUAGCUCUACGACAACAACAACCUUCCUGAGUUCAUUCAUUCCAACCCUGAGGAAACAGAAAGUCCAGAAUUGGAAACUCGAGAGAUUGUUUAAAGCAGCCAACAGUUUUACAGCAAAAAGCAUUAACACCAAAGCCAGAGCGGUCACAAGAGCAGCAUGCACAACAGGCAACAUCACAAAGGCAACAAUUGCAGAUCCCUCAUUCCCUUUUGGCUACGACUCCACCCAGUUUGAUGCAUGCUUGGACAACACAUUACUGAAGAACAACAUAGCAGCCAUCACUGAGAAAGUCAUAGACUCCAGCUUCCUGACAAGCAUUCUGAGCAAAUUAAACCAGUUGUUCCCAUCAGGCCUUUCUGACGGUGUGGUGCAGAUUCUGAAUGCUGUGUCUCGUGUGGCCACUGUUAGUGACAUCAGCAAGUGGAACAUCACCACAAUUGACACACUGUCCUCUCUGAUGAAUUUGAUUAAUGGAGACUGGACCUCAGACCAGAGUAAAGCGAUCAUCAUGAAGUAUCUGAGCGUGGCUGUUAACACUCUGGGAACUGCUGAGAUAAACGCAAUCAGCUCCAACCUCUGUUCUUUGGAUUCCAGUGUCCUCAAAUCCAUCACUGCUAAAAGCCUGAAGUCAGCGAACGCUAUGAAUGUAUCCUCAUGUUCCAUUGAUCAGAAAUCAGCUCUGUACAGCAUUGCCAAGUCCUCGUUCAGCACUCAACACAGCGACCCAACAGCAUACUACCAACUCAUCAGCUCUUACCUGGGUGGAGCUCCUGUGGAGGACAUAAUUGCUCUUUCUGCUCUGAACGUCAGCAUGGACAUCACCACCUUCUUGAAUCUGAACCCAGAUGUGAUCAAGGCCCUGAAUGUAAACACAGUGAUCAGCCUGAUGGGACAGAACAAGGCUGACCUGAAGCUGUUUGAGAACACCACAACGGUCAGGAUGUGGGCGGCUCAGCAGUACAAUUCUGAGUUGGCUGUACUCGGACUUUCAGGAGGCAAAGCGGACCCCGUCAGCUCUACGGCUGCACCCGCCACUACGUUCACAACAGUAUUAACUAGCAUCACCAUCACACAGACCAACCAGACCGUCAACACAACGGGUUCAGCUGUUGUACACCGUGGUUCAGGACUGUGGCUCAUCUCUCUGUGUGUAGGACUUCUGACCAUCACACUGCACACACUAUGAUAACCAUCAGCCCAAAUAACCCUCACACAUAGCUCACUUCUAAUGCACUGCACUCUAAUUUAACUCACUAUACAGUUUCACUUUAAAACACUUAAUAUUUGUUUCACUUGUUUAUAAUUAUACAGACAAAUCAAUCCAGUAAUAUUUAUGUAAUUUCUGUAGAUGUUUAUUAAUGUUUUAGCAUAUAAGAUUACUUUUAUUUUGAUUUGAACUGGGA